AUGGUAUACCUUCAUCUUAACCGAGGCUUGGAUGGCUCCAGCUACAUCCACAAUAUUUCGGCAGGCACAAGCACUGGUCUGGGCAUCAUGUCCUGGACAAAUUGCAGUGCACGAUGUUCAUGGCCAUGGGCACUGCUGGCACAGACUGAGAGAUUACACCUUCCGUGCAUCGGAAUUUGGGAUGUGGCUGCUGCGUUGCCUUCUUUGCAGGUGUGCUUAGCAAGGGCGGGCGCUGGUACGUGUGCUACUGCGCUGCUGGAUCCGUGGGCGCAGGCUUCAUCGGGUUUGGUUGCCAACCCGCAGCAUCCCGCAGUUGCAGCGAAAUCCCAAAAUCGCCCCAUUCGAAUGAGCAUAAGCCAGAGUGAGCCUCCACACCUGGGCGUGGCAGGCCAUUGCACAGACACCGUUCACUUCGGCGCAUUGGCCGGCUACCUGCAAGUCAAUGGACCGACGUCGAAUACGCAGGACCAGCAUGGCUGA
This is a messenger RNA of Symbiodinium natans, 480 nucleotides long. NCBI's taxonomy places the organism in Eukaryota, Dinophyceae, Suessiales, Symbiodiniaceae. The record is from the annotation of a GenBank genome assembly.